Messenger RNA from Penaeus monodon (black tiger shrimp), 584 nucleotides. RefSeq names its product crustacean hyperglycemic hormone 6-like. The coding region runs from base 99 to 452 and encodes 117 amino acids. The record is from RefSeq and is a predicted model, not a curated record. Gene Ontology annotation, biological process: circadian rhythm. The transcript has 3 exons. Lineage: Eukaryota; Metazoa; Arthropoda; Malacostraca; Decapoda; Penaeidae.
UAUAUAAGGAGCACAGAACAGCCUCUGGCCACGAGACCCCAGAUCGUCCUACAAACACUAUAAUCUGAACCUAAGGAGCUUCCUUCGCACUAAUCACUAUGAUCGCCUUUCGGAUGAUGAUUUUAGCGACGGUCGUAGCGUUGUUGAUGACUCAGGCUCAUGCCCGCCGUAGCAGUUUUGCCCCCAACUCAGUCUUCGGGAGGCAGGACAGCCUCGACGAACGUGAGGCCUACCCCGCGGAAUGCCAAGGUUCUUUCAACGUGGCGGCCUUGACAGCGGUGAAUGAUAUGUGUGUUCAAUGCGAAAACGUAACUCGGGACCACUCGACUUUAGCCAAUUGCAGGUCGAACUGCUUCACCAGCGCUACCUUCGCCAAUUGUCUGGAGUUGCUUCAUCUGCCAGAAAGUGAAAAAGAAACGUACCAAGGGCAUGUGCGGUUGCUGGGUAAGUAGUCCUACUUCGCCUGCAGUGACCAGACGCUGUCACAAGAUAUCGGAAGGCGAGGGCGUUCAGGGAGAAACUGUUUGUCAUGAACGAAGCAAUGAAUUGUGUUUCCUCUCGCCUGAAAUAAAUGUUUCAGCAAC